GUGCCCGCCGCCUCCCUCCGCUCCCGCGGUCGCCCCCCCGGCCCCCCCCCUCCCCCUGGGACCCGGCCCAUGGACUGAGCCGCCCGCUGGCCCGCACCACCAGCCGGCCCGGGAGCCGCAGCCCAGGCAGCCAGGUCACCAAUUUGGCUUCAUCACACUGAGUCUGCCCGCAUUCAAAGCUGUUUACCUACAGUAAUUUGAUCUGGUUGGAAGUGAACAUGUCUCAAGUUCAAAUUCAAAAUCCUUCUGCUGCCAUUGCAGGGAGCCAAGUAUUGAUUAAAAACCCAUCUCUUUCACAGCCUUUGAGUAUUCCUUCUACUACUAGUUCUUUGCCCUCUGAAAAUGCAGGUAGACCUAUCCAAAAUUCUGCUUUACCCUCUGCUUCAGUUACAUCCACCAAUGCAGCUGCAGCUCCUUCAAACAUGGCAAACCCCAAAGAGAAAACCCCAAUGUGUCUUGUGAAUGAGUUAGCCCGUUUCAACAAGAUUCAGCCGGAAUAUAAGCUCUUGAGCGAGCAAGGUCCAGCUCAUUCUAAGGUGUUUACAGUGCAGCUCACUCUUGGGGACCAGCACUGGGAAGCUGAAGGAACUAGUAUUAAAAAGGCACAACAUGCGGCAGCAGCCAAAGCUUUGGAAGGGACAAAAUUCCCUAAACCCACUGCUCGUCCAUCUCGUAGUGAAGGCAAGAAUCCAGACAGUGUAACCCCCACAGUGGAGCUAAAUGCACUUUGCAUGAAGCUGGGAAAGAAACCUAUGUAUAAACCUAUUGAUCCUUAUACGGGGAUGAGAUCCACUUACAACUAUACUAUGAGGGGUGGCACUUACCCUCCACGGUACUUUUACCCAUUUCCUGUUGGGCCCUUACUUUAUCAAGUUGAGCUUUCAAUUGGAGGGCAGCAGUUUCAUGGGAAAGGAAGAACAAGACAAGCUGCUAAGCAUGAUGCAGCUGCUAAAGCACUGAAAGUUCUGCAGAAUGAGCCCUUGCCUGAGAAACCAGAGGUUAACGGAAAAGAACCAGAUGAUGAAAAUCUCAAUAAAUCUGAAAUAAGCCAAGUUUUUGAGAUUGCACUUAAAAGGAACUUGCCUGUGAAUUUUGAGUUUUUCCCUCUGAAACAGGUGACCAAGGAAAGUGGCCCUCCCCAUAUGAAGAGCUUUGUAACCAAGGUGUCUGUUGGAGAAUUCAUGGGUGAAGGUGAAGGAAAGAGCAAGAAGAUCUCAAAGAAAAAUGCUGCAAUAGCAGUCCUAGAAGAACUGAAAAAAUUGCCACCCCUUCCUACAGUGGAGAAAAUGAAGCCACGAAUCAAAAAGAAAACAAAAUCAAUAGUGAAGCUGCAAACAAGUCCAGAAUAUGGUCAAGGAAUGAAUCCCAUUAGCAGACUUGCCCAGAUACAGCAGGCCAAGAAAGAGAAAGAACCAGAAUAUAUGCUUAUCACAGAACGUGGCCUUCCACGGCGCAGGAGUUUAGUUUCUUCCUCUUUUGUCCAGGUGAAAGUUGGUGCACACACAGCUGAAGGAAUGGGAACGAACAAAAAAGUUGCUAAACGCAAUGCAGCUGAAAAUAUGUUGGAAAUUUUAGGUUUCAAAGUCCCUCAGCCUCAACCUCCAAAGCCAGCAUUAAAAACAGAAGAGAAGACACCAGUAAAGAAACCAGGUGAUGGAAGAAAAGUAACCUUCUUUGAGCCAGGCUCUGAAGAGACUUCAACUAGUAAUAAAGAAGAUGAGUUUAGGAUGCCUUAUCUCAGCCAUCAGCAGCUUCCUGCUGGAAUCCUUCCCAUGGUCCCUGAGGUUGCACAAGCUGUAGGAGCCAAUCAAGGACACCAUACCAAAGAGUUCAGUAGGGCAGCCCCAAAUCCUGCCAAGGCUACAGUAACAGCAAUGAUUGCUAGAGAGCUAUUGUAUGGUGGUACUUCUCCUACUGCUGAGACCAUAUUAAAGAAUAACAACUCAUCAGGCCAUGUACCCCACGGACCACUUGCUAGGCCCUCUGAGCAGCUGGACUAUCUUUCCAAUGUUCAAGGAAUCCAGGUUGAAUAUAAAGACUUUCCAAAAAAUAACAAGAAUGAGUUUGUAUCUCUUAUAAACUGUUCUUCUCAGCCACCACUGAUCAGCCAUGGAAUUGGAAAGGAUGUAGAAUCUUGCCAUGAUAUGGCUGCACUGAAUAUUUUAAAGUUGCUGUCUGAGCUGGACCAACAAGCCACAGAGAUGCCAAGAACAGGAAAUGGACCAAUGUCUGUAAAAAUUAAAAUGCCAAGUGCUGGUACCUUCAGAAGGAUGAGAGGAUGUGUGAAACAAGAAAUGGAAAGUGACCCUCUUCUCAAACCGGCUAACUCAAACACUUUGGGACAGACACUGGACAGCACUGCCUAAAAAAGGCUUUUGACUGGACCCAAACCUGAAAGCACCAGAGAAAAUCAAAUGCUUCCUCUUAAUGUAACCUAACUGUUUUUAGAGUGCUACAGUCUUUACAACCUACUGUAGUGUAUAAAUCAUAACCGUUGCUUUUUCUUCAAACAGUGAUGAAUUUUUAGUUUCAUUAUGUUGUUUUGAUUGAAAUGACACUAUAAAUUUUUCAUUUAAAAGUUUCUUAAUUGUAUCUAGAACAAUAGCACAGUUUAGAAACUUUGUCUUCUGAGACUGACAUGUUAUCUGUGAACUAACUUGGGAAGAUCAUAUCCAUGUAUGUGGUUAUUUUGUUUUUAUUGAAAUAGCAGUUUCACUGGAAACAAAUUGUGUGCCCACCAUUUUAAAAAGUCCAGCUUAGUAGCUUAACUAUCCAACGGUUGAAUGAAUUAAAACACUUUAGGAAUUUUAAACUUUGUUUGAUCAUUUUUGGUUAAUUUCUAGUUUUCUUGAGGGGGGGGGGGAACUCGAAUGCAACGUGACUUUAAAUGAUCUAUGUUUUAAGGAUUGUGUGUUUAGAUGGCACACAGCUCACUGCAUUACAGGAUAUGAUCUCAAUGUAGUGCAUAUAAAACCGCAGAUUGAUUUUCCUUGAGUGCUUUAUACUGUUUAAUUACAUCUCCAUGUAGGGCUGAAAAAAAUUACCUAUGUUUAUAUAUAAACUGUGUUGCUUUUGAUGUUGUGUUAUUGCGUGCUGAACUGUGCGCAAUAAAGUUUUUUGCAUAUGGUCCAGGUAAAGCACGAUAGCCUUGCAAGUUAAGUACUGCUUCAGUUCAUUGUUUACGCUGGAAUUUUUUCUCCCCAUGGAAUGUAAGUAAAACGUAGUGUUUGUCACCAAUAAAUGGUAAUACUAAA
Molecule: messenger RNA, 3254 nt
Organism: Calypte anna (Anna's hummingbird)
Lineage: Eukaryota; Metazoa; Chordata; Aves; Apodiformes; Trochilidae
Gene: STAU1
Product: staufen double-stranded RNA binding protein 1
Exons: 16
Coding region: 219-2366 (715 amino acids)
Source: RefSeq, a predicted model, not a curated record